CUUGCUCGGCGUGCAUAUGAGAGCUUGAGGAGGGAAGUAACUUCUCUUAGAAUUUGCAUAAAUGUGUGCAUGCAUAUUGUUAGGAAGGCUUACAAAGAGUUGUGGGUCCUUUCUUGUUUCAAUUCAGACAGGAUUGUGUAGGAGAAAUUUAAGGAGAAGGAAGAGUACCAUGGAAGCUAUAAGUGAAAAUUUCAUCAAAGUGGUGCCUAAAAAGACAGUGAAAUUCAAAGUUCAAUCUGUAGUUACAAUAAGGAACAAGAACAAUGAAGAUACGAAGAAGAAAAUUGUGAUACAUUUAGUUGCUUUCACUAACAAAAUCAGAAGAAAUGUCGCUUUGGAACUCAUCAGCACUGAAAUCGACUCAAUUAUUGAUAUGAAAAAACUAGUGGAAAUUAGAGAUGGUCAUGAUGAUGCUGCUUGAGAGGCUUCAUCUUGCUUGCAAAGAAUGGGAAUUUUUCCAGGUUUAUAGAUUAACCACUCUUAAUUUUAGAUUUUAUGUUUUAUAAAUAUUAUUGUAAAUAUGGUUUCCAUCAACAACCAUCUGCACCCAACAGAGUGAGUAAAUAUAAUAGUACACUACCUGUUAAUUAACUUAGCUUCAUUUUUAUGUCUUUUAAAUUUGAUUGUAUAGGUAUGAUCAUUUUCUUUUUUGAUUAUGGUAGGAAGAAAUAAAAUUUAACAAUCUUUAGGUAAUGUUUUUGUGUCCCAUCUAUUAUCAUCUCCAUUUCUUUUAUAAAUAAAGUUGAUUAUAUGGUAUAUUUUAUGUUCCAUGAUUGUUAAUUAAAUAUUGCUUGCAGUGUUUCAUAACUAUAUAUGAUCAAUUUUUUAAAUAAUUUACAUACAUGUACAAUUGGUGAAUCAUGGAGUGAAUUUAUUAUUGAUGGAGAAAGUAAAAGUGAAGAGCAUUUUUUAUUUACCAAUGGAAGAGAAGAAAAAGUUUCAGAAGCAAGAAGGGGAUAAUGAAGGAUAUGGGCAAACCUUUAUGGUUUCUGAAGAACAAAAGUUAGAUUGGGCUGACAUACUUUACAUGAUCACUCUCCCUACUAAUUUGAGAAAACCUAACUUAUUUAAAAUACCCUGCCUUACUCAGGUAUAUUUAUAAAUAUAAGUUUCUACGAUGACCUCAUAGUAGUAUAUACAUAGUAAUAACUGAGUUU
Molecule: messenger RNA, 1157 nt
Organism: Capsicum annuum
Lineage: Eukaryota; Viridiplantae; Streptophyta; Magnoliopsida; Solanales; Solanaceae
Product: linoleate 13S-lipoxygenase 3-1, chloroplastic-like
Exons: 2
Coding region: 62-421 (119 amino acids)
Source: RefSeq, a predicted model, not a curated record